This is a messenger RNA of Trichechus manatus latirostris (Florida manatee), 3070 nucleotides long. RefSeq names its product serpin B9. The record is from RefSeq and is a predicted model, not a curated record. Gene Ontology annotation, molecular function: serine-type endopeptidase inhibitor activity. The coding region runs from base 135 to 1262 and encodes 375 amino acids. Lineage: Eukaryota; Metazoa; Chordata; Mammalia; Sirenia; Trichechidae. Gene Ontology annotation, cellular component: cytoplasm. The transcript is spliced from 7 exons.
CUGUGCGCACCGGCACGGAGAGGACCCGAGGCACUUUCUGCUGCCAGCGCCCGGAGCGCCGCUUCUCGGUGUCUGUGGCGGCUUGGACAGCGGCCAGGGAGACCGCGUGGUGCUCAAGUGCGCAGAACUGCACCAUGGACGCACUCACCGAAGCAAAUGGCACCUUUGCCAUCCGUCUUUUAAAGAUACUAUGUGAAGAAAACCCUUCACACAACGUGUUUUUUUCUCCCCUGAGCAUCUCCUCUGCCCUGGCCAUGGUCUUCCUGGGGGCAAAAAGAAACACCGCUGCCCAGAUGGCCCAGGCUCUUUCUUUAGACAUGGAGAAAGAUAUUCACCAAGGUUUCCAGUCGCUUCUCACUGAAGUUAACAAACCUGGAACUCAGUACUUGCUCAGAACGGCCAACAGGCUCUUUGGAGAAGAGACAUAUGAUUUCCUGUCAACAUUUAAGGAAUCCUGCCUUCGGUUCUACCAUGCUGAGCUGGAGCAGCUCUCCUUUGCCAAAGCUGCAGAGAGGUCCAGGAAACACAUAAACACUUGGGUCUCAAAAAAGACUGAAGGUAAAAUUCGAGAGUUGUUGCCAGGUAACUCAGUCGAUCCACAAACCAGGCUGAUUUUUGUCAGUGCUGUCUACUUCAAAGGAAGGUGGAAUGAAGAGUUCAAUAAAACAUACACAAGGAAAAUGCCAUUUAAAAUAAACCAGAAGGAGCAAAAACCAGUGCAGAUGAUGUUUCAGGAAGCUACAUUUAAAAUCAGUUAUGUGAAAGAGGUGCAGGCCCAGGUCCUGGAACUGCCCUAUGCCGGGGAAGAGCUGAGCAUGGUCAUUCUGCUCCCCGAUGACAAUGUGGAUCUAAGCAUGGUGGAAAAGAAUCUCACCUUUGAGAAAUUUGUAGCCUGGACCAAGCCAGAUUGUAUGAGCAGCACUGAAGUUGAAGUCCUCCUUCCAAGAUUUACCCUGGAAGAGGAUUAUGACAUGGAAUAUGUGCUUCAAAAUUUGGGGGUAGUUGAUGCCUUCCAGCAGGGCAAGGCUGACUUUUCUGCCAUGUCGGCCAAGACAGACCUGUUCCUGUCGAAGUUUGUGCACAAGUCCUUCGUGGAAGUCAACGAGGAGGGCACGGAGGCCACAGCUGCCUCAGCCGCGGUGGUUGUGGAGUGCUGCCUGGAGGCCGGGCCCCGGUUCUGUGCGGACCACCCCUUCCUUUUCUUCAUCAGGCACAACACAGCCAACAGCAUUCUGUUCUGCGGCAGGUUUUCCUCUCCAUGAGGGAGUGUUUACCAAGCAUGAGAGCAUGUCCUCCUUCUGUGUCCCCAGCCCUACUCUAAAGCCCGGGGCAGAGAUGAGGGCAGGCACCUCACCAGUGUGAAGGAUCCGCCAGCACUAUUUCACUGUGCCCCUGCUCUGUCUCCACACACUGACCAUGCCCUUAUAUGACUCAGUCAAGAUCAGGGACAAUGGGCCUUAAUGACUCCCUGCUGUAUUUAAGAUGCAGUCCAGAUCAUGGAGGAUUCUUGGCAAAGCUUUCCCUUAUGGCCCCAAACUCUUUCUCCAUCCAUUCUGUGUAUAGUUGAUUCUAGUUACUCCGUACUUGUCCUUGUACUUCAGAUCUUGUCACAUACUUGCCUUAACCAUUUCAGGAGUAAUAAAAGCUGCUAGAUAUUACUAUUUUAUAGUUGUCCAUGGACUUUUUAAAAAAGUUACUUUAGUGCACAUUUUUAUUUUAUCAUUUUUCAGCAUUCACGGAUUAUCAGGUAUGUGCCAAACACUGCAUUAUACGCUGGAGACCAGAGGUCUUAUACUCUGACACCUAGCUUUAAUGUCUAUAGCUCUUGUGACAACCAGCUUGGACUCUUUGUAAUUAUUAAGGUUGUCUGUCAAUUUGGCUGGCCCAUGAUUCUCAGUAGUUUGGCAGUUGUAUAAUGAUGUAAUCACUUCUAAGAUGAGAUCUUAUAUAAUGUGAUCACCUCCAUGAUGGGAUCUGCUGUGAGUCACCAGUGAGUUGAAAGGGAGUUUCCUUGGGGUAUGGCCUGCAUCCAUUCUGGAAGGACUUUCUGUCAAGGCUCACAGACUUUUGCUGGCUAUGGAUCCUACAGCAGGCUCCUGCGCAUCUGACCUCUGAUUCUUGGGAUUUGAGCUAGCAUCUUGCCUGCCGAUGUUGGGAUUCUUAGCCUCUGUGGUCUGGAUUUUGAGUUUGCCAGCCCCCACAGCUAUGUGUAUCCAGAGAAGCCUCCAGCCUCACCCACAGACUUGUGACUUUCCACCCUCUACAACCCUGCGAGCCAUUUCCUUGAUGUAAAUCUCUCUCUGGUUUUGCUUCUCUAGAGAACCCAGCCUAAGAUAUUUGGUACCAAGAGUGGUUCUAGAGAAACAAAAAUGUAAAGAUAAACUUUCUCAAUUUGUUCUCAAGUUUGGUUAUUCUUAAAGACGAUGACUCUGCUUCUAGUGGUAAAGAGGGCACUGCUAAUCCAUGGUGUGAGGUGGCAAUAGAAAUAUGCAAAAUAUCAUCACCAAUAGAUCCCAUAUUGGUUAGAGGUGAGGCUGUGGGUGAUCGUAUGUUUGAUACUUUUCUACAAUUUGUCAUAAUGAGAAGUAUAAGGAAACUGGUUGAUCCUACUUUCGCUAGACAAAGUGGUGAAAGAAAGAGAUGAACUCAGGGCUUCAAAGUCAAAGCUCAAGCACUGCAUAAACAACCACAGAGUUUCCACUUGUGUCUUGAAAGAAAGCCUUAUCUCUUAUGGUAACAGAACUGAUAUUGCCGAAAACUAAACCCAGAGUCUUAUUGUAAGAGUGGCUGAAUUACAAGGCCAACUGAAUUCCUAACCUCAAGUGGUGUCUGAAGUUAAAGUGAGGGCACUGAUUGGGAAGAAAUGGAAUCUUGAAACUUGGGAUAGGGACAUAUGUGCAGAUAAUCAGUAAGCUGGGGACACUGAGUCCCUAAAUUCCAUUGAAUCAGCCCUUUCAACUGACCCUGCCCUCUUAUUCUCAUCUGAAGAAAUUACUUCAUCUUUGUCUGCUAAGCCCGCCUCCCCAGUGAAACCGUUAGUCCCUAAACCCCCAUCUGAUGAGAUUAUCCC